AUGGAGAAGAACAACGCAAUAGGGAAGGAGCAACUGGUAUGCUGGGUGAAGAAGCUAUUAAAGAGAAACCACUUCCAUUUCGGUGAGCUUAAAGAUGGGGGCGUCUACGUGGAACUGCUCCAGUGCAUAUGGCCACAAAUGGUGAAAAGAUAUGAAGAAAGGUACCAACAUAGAGGCGAAUAUGAAGAGAAAGAAAAAACAAACUGGAGAGUUAUACACUCCACCCUUAAGGAUCUAAAUAUCGAUUCUGAUUUUAUAAGUUACAACCAAAUUUGUGAAGGACACUUUAGCAGCUGCUACCAGUCUUUGAUCCUUUUAUUCUUCCUGCACUCCUUAGUAAAGCAUCACGAGUGCGACUUUGUUCUGGCCUACCCGGUGACGAAAAGGUUAACAGAUUUUAUGUCAAGUGAGGAGCCUCUAAAUUGUCUGGUUAGAGCUGGCUCUGUGCAACUUCCCCAAAAGUUUUUCAAAAACGUUUCCAACUGUUUCCAGGUGAAUAACUCCACGGUGAUGGAUGGCAAACGAAGGGACAGCCCCCUCGAAGUGGAGAAGCCGCAAAAUUGUGUGUUCGCCAGAUCGGCUUACCAAUCUCACCACAGUGAUUUCUCCAAUGGGCUAAACAAUUCCCAUCCUCACAGGGUAAACGAGAAGAAAUCUACUUCGCUAAGUAGCCCUGAACUUGUUCCUUCCUCUGCAGAUGGGUGUGCAGCGAAGAGAGAUAAAUCUUACACCUGCAGGGGAGACAGCCUCCUCUCGCUGGUUAGCGGCACUUCCACUGCGACCGGCAGUAGUGGAGGUGGGAACCACCCUAGGGACACCCCAGAAAGAGGAAGCAGCACCACGGGAGGGGCAGCCUACCAAGGGAGAGCACCCCCAAUCAACUCUGUAGAUAAAAAGAGGACCGAUGAAACAGCCAUCGGUGAGAAGCCGCUAAAUAAGGAGGGGUCGAACGAACCGCCCAUCCGAAGCAACGCCCCAUACAGCUUCGACCAAAUGGUCACCCAACCCCGCAGUAACUUCUUCAAAUAUUUUAACAAAACGGACGUAGGAAAGAGUGAAAUUUUAGAAAAGGCGCCACACGAGGAUAGAAAAAGUGUCUCUCCCGAGGCUCCCCAUCUAAACGUCCCCCCACCUCCAACCACUAGCAGUAGCAGUUGUGCAGAUGAGCACAAGCCUAUACGCGCUGAUGUGAAGGAGACCAAAGUGGAUGCGAGCUGCCAAGCUGAAAAUGAUCCCUUUUUUAAUUUCCUACUCAACCACGAUUCGGUGGAAAACUUAAAAGUCACCUGGAACGAUGAAGAGAAAAACGUUAAAGGGGAAUCGUUCAUUUGGUUUUUAAAGACGCAGGUGAAAAUGUACAAAAGGGAACUUCGUCUGAGGGAGGAGGAACUGGAGCUAACUAGCCAAAUGAAAAAAAAAGAAAUGGAAGACCUUAAAAUGGUUCACUCGGUUGAAUUAGCCAUGCUCCAAGAGAAACACCAAGCCCAAAUUUUUUACUUAAAGCAGCAACAUUUGGAAGGCGAGGCAAAAAUGAGGAAACAGUUUGAGGCGAAAAUAAGCAACAUGGAAGAGGACCUAACCCUUGAUUUGGACGUUCUACACUGCCAGGAAAGGGGCUCUCUUCUGGGGAGCCUACCCGGUGAGGAAGAGGAAUGGGCCAAAGGGGAUGAGGAGAGGAGUACCUCCACACAGGGGCAUAAGCAUAGACCUAAACAUGGUUGUGGAAGACAGUAUGGGGGAGAUGCCACACAAGGGGAAGACACACUAGUGGACCACGAUGAGGAGGAUGCAAACAUUAACCGCUUCCUCUUUGACCAGGUGGAUGUGGUAAGUGUGCUCGGCGGAGAAACUCCCGGGGGGGAUCACUACCGCGACGACAUUCCCAAAAAGAAGAAAUUCCUAAAUUUCGAUUACUGCCUUGAGAAUGGAGCGGUGAGAGAAGCUCCCAAGGGGGCCCCCGAAGGAGAAGACCACCGAGCAAUGUACACAGAAACAGCUGCAGAGCUAACCGCCAACACGAACAGCAACAUCCGGGAAGCCAUUAACAAAAUGAGGCAGCUUGUCAGCAAGAAAAACAUGGAGCAUGAAAUUAACAAUAAAUGCUUAAGAGGCGAAAUGGAAAUUUUGAGAAAUGCAGUGGAAAACUUCAAAUCUAGACGAGCGUCUGAAUCCGAUUUGGUAAAAGAAAGUGCCCAGGUUGUGAGCGAACUGCUGCAGUCGAUCGAUAGGGAGCAGGAGGGAGAAGAAGUGCCCCCCAAAGGUUGGAACAUCUUCACCUAUGUAGAGAAGGAGCAAAGCAAAAUUUACGAGAUGAUAAAAAAGGGCCAUAAUGGUCCCCUCAAAAGUGAUGAAGUGGUGAAAAUCCUCGACGGGAGCUCCCUAAUUCGGCUGCUCGUCCGCGUGGUUUGCGCGUUGAAGUUGGAAAGGGUGAAACGUCGCCUCGGCGGGGAGCGGGCGACCAGCAAGGAAAGCGAAAGACGGAGUGAAAGACGCGGCGAACCCGGGGCGAGCUGCACAUUCUUGCCUAACGACACCCCAAGCAAUGAAAUAAAAACAAUCGAGCGCGAAAUGGAAACGGCGGAACAUAUAAAAAGGGUCGAACGGAAGAAUAAACGGUUGCAGUGCCUCAAUGAGUACUACAAGAAGAGGUUGGGGCAUCUGGAGGUAUGGACCCAUGCGUUGGAAAACUUAAAAUCAAGGUGCAAACAAUUUUACACAGAAAGUGGCACACAUGCGUUUACUAGCGGAGGGGAAGAGAGGGCUCUUCACGAAUGCGCGGUGGUCCCGUCAGGCGGCCCAUCGGACGAGGCGUCUUCAUCUGAGCAGUUAUCCUAUGAGCGGUUAUCCCAUGAGCGGUUAUCCCAUGAGCGGUUAUCCCAUGAGCGGUUGUCCACUACUCAGUUAACCCCUGCUCGGUUAGCGCCCAAAUCUGCGUCGACGCAGCCAUCUGCCGCGUUGCCCCCCUUCCUGUGGUCCCCGGAAUUUUACCUGCGAUCCUUUGCAGAGGAAAACGAAAGGGACGCAGAGCUCAUGCGUCUGUUGAAGCUGCUCGGUAGAUGUGAAAAUGAGGAGGACGUGCUUCUUUUCCAAAGUGACACCCCCGUGAGGUGCGGAAGGAGUGAUAGAGAGGAGGAGAGUUCCAAGAGGGUGGAAGAAGAUGAGAGGCAACCUCACCCAGACAAACUCAUGCUGAGUGUACGCCCCAACGAAGCGUGGCUAAAAAAAAAACUAACACACAACUUUUGGCUAAUGCUUGGAGAUAUAUACAGCUACAGGAAUGUUAUAGUCGAAGCAUGCCAUUACAUUUGCCAAUCAAACAGCAUGAUGAGUAGGUACAUCACAACGAGUGAGCAGAAGAUGAGGGAGGAAAGAAGGCAAUUUGAAAACGCCUGCAACGGUAAGGACACUGUCCACAGGGCAGAAAAAUACAAGUGGAGACAACUCAUCGGAACAGCGACGUUCAAUAGGGACUUAUAUAAAGAGAAAUAUAUGCAACUACAGAGGGAGAAUCAAAAGGAAAAAAAGAAUCUCCUGCAUCUGACCAAUCUAUGCUACGAACAGGAAAGUGUCAAAUAUAGAAAUACCAUUCUUAAACUCAGACAGGCGGAUCAUAACUAUAGGGUCUACAAAGCGAGGGAAAAAAAAUGGGUUCAGCUAGCCAAAUUGCUCAUAACCGAAUUGACGAAUUCGUCAAAGGGCAACCAGGAGGAGGUGAAGGAUGCCUGGCUGGAAAUCGUCGCAGCUGAGAAGGAGAAGGAGAAGAAGAGGGGGAGGAAGAAAAAGUGCCUGCAGGUGGGAGACCCCAACUGGGAGAGCCAUAUAGAGGAAGGCACAUCUAAUGACGCUUGCGCAAGGGUGGUUGCAGGUACCGCUCUUUUGACGCCCAUCGGGCAGAACACAAAAGAGGCGGCAAGUUUAGGGGGAACUGACCAAGGGGGGGAAAACCAACUGGGGAAGGGAAGCUCAACCAGUUGCACGAGGGGCCACAUCGGACCGCACACACGGGGCGGUACCACCAUCCGAAGCAGUACCACCAACCGCUGCAGUAGUAACAACCGUUGCGGGAGUAACAAUUUGGGGGCCCCAUCAAAGGGGGGGAGAAAAAGUGCCCACAGGGGUGGCAGCCAUAACAUGCACCGCCAAGACAGUUCAAUGUGUAAGCAGGCGUCUCCCACAGGAUGGGGUGCGAAGCGAACCAGCGCUGAGCAGGACGAAGGGGGAAGCGAACCGAACCGCAGCAGGGAUUACUUUACCGAGGGCCAUGCGGACUACUACGUCAAAGACUUCCACACCUUCCUGAAUGAUGUGCAAAGCAGCUGCGUCCUUAACUUCUCUUCCGCGAGUGAGGCGGACAUUUGGGCGUCGGAGGGGGGGGAAAGCGGCGUGGAAAGCGGCAGGGAAAGCGGCAGUGACGUACGCCUCGCCACUAGCAAAAACGCUAUCCAAACGGCCGUCCAAAUGGCUAAUAAUAACGCGGACCACGGCGUUGAAGCGUGGGAGACCCGCCUCAAACAAAUGGCAGAGGAGUCGUGCGCGAUGUUCCAAAGGGUCCUCGGCAUGAAGGAGGAAGAAAUAAAGGAAUGGAAAAAACAAACGGGACAUCUGGAAGGGGAACUAAACGAAAUGAAGAAGCAAAACCAGAGUCAGCAGAACAAGUACGCUUGUCUGAAGGAACAACAAAGUGACUUAGUCAAGAGGUUAGGUUCCCUAAGUGACAUCAUAUCUGAUUUGAAUGACCAAAUGUACCAACUGAAGAGAGAAAAGAUUGACAGUGAAAACAGAAGCUUAACCAAACAGCAGCACCUUCACACCCUUGUGAGGAAUUAUGAAUGCACAAUAAAAUUAAUAAAAUCCCAUUUGAAGAAGUACCCCUCCGUUUUGUACCUCGUGGACACGGUGACGGAUGAGGAUAAGGGGGUAAUCCUAGAGUUGGCCAGCGCGGGUGAAAAAUACAACGCGGGCGAAAGUUACAAGGAGGGGCUAAGUUUUUCUCUUCAGGAGGAUAAACACACCCACGUGAAGGCGAAACAAAAUUGUGUAAUUAAGAGUGUCGCACGGGAGACAGCCACAAAUGAAGGGUCGCAAGUCUGGGCCAAUUUAGAGGAAGCCAAUAUGUCAAUCGGAGGAGAAGACAAAAGUGAGGGCAGCCCUGAUUUUUCGCUAACCGAUUUGAUGAGGGAUAUGGGGUGGGACACUUAG
Molecule: messenger RNA, 5199 nt
Organism: Plasmodium vivax (malaria parasite P. vivax)
Lineage: Eukaryota; Apicomplexa; Aconoidasida; Haemosporida; Plasmodiidae
Exons: 1
Coding region: 1-5199 (1732 amino acids)
Source: RefSeq, a predicted model, not a curated record